Molecule: messenger RNA, 2517 nt
Organism: Drosophila innubila
Lineage: Eukaryota; Metazoa; Arthropoda; Insecta; Diptera; Drosophilidae
Product: inactive ubiquitin carboxyl-terminal hydrolase MINDY-4B
Exons: 8
Coding region: 245-1567 (440 amino acids)
Biological process (GO): protein K48-linked deubiquitination
Molecular function (GO): cysteine-type deubiquitinase activity; K48-linked deubiquitinase activity
Source: RefSeq, a predicted model, not a curated record
UUUUUAGGGCCAGAGCUAAAUAUGAAAUUAAAAAUCAACGCUAAAGUGUGAAACGCCUGAAAUGUCGGCUGUCUGGCGGCAGUCAGGCGAAUGCUUAGAAGGCUUAGAAGUAGCUCCGCUGCCAGGUGGAGCAAGCAUUUGCAGACAAGUCGCGGAACGGAGCAAAGGUCUCGAGCGGAAGUUGAAAUUAGCUAAGCGGAAGAGCAAAAUAGUCCCGAAUUAAGUUUUCGGUUACCAAUUAGCAAUGAACAAGGAGUUUAUUAUGCAGGGCGGCACGCCCAUAACCAGUGAACUGGCAACGGAACUACGCAAGCUCGUCUUUGGCACAGCCGCAAUCCCAAUGCGUGCCGAGUGGCUGCAGACGGCCUUUGUGUUUGGAGCUGCCCCCAAGGAGGAGUUGGCCUAUGGACUACGUUGUCCACGGAACGCCACACGUGGUCUGCUCUCCGUGGUGCAGGGAUUCAUCUUGAAGUAUCUGCUCUUCUCCCGCAAGAAUAGUCGCAAUAAUUCCACUGAUCCGCUUCUGGCUAACGCCGAGAUGCAACGAGAUUCGCUUUUCAAUGCCUUAAUCGAAAUAUUACGCACCAUUUCGGAUAAGGGCAAGGUCACUAUGGUGCUGCCCUCGGAGGAUGAGGUAUUUGUGGAUCACAGUGCCAGCUACUUUCAUGAUACGGUCACCGAAAAGCUUUAUGUCUUUACACUCUCGCCCAACGAGGAACUGGAACACUUUAUGAAGCGAAAUUUCAAAUAUUUUACAGAUGAGGAGACUCCGGGCACUUUGCUGUUCCUUUAUAGCGCCGUACUCACACGCUCGAUGGGAAAAGUGCGCACGGAUUUGGACUCGACUAAAGGUUCGCCGUUGACGAUGAGCAACCAUGAGGAGGGUUCCCUGAUGAUUGUCACCUUGCUGUUGACGGGACGUGCCACGCCCUAUAUCCAUAAUGGCGUCAUCAAUGUGGGCGAUGAGAAUAGCUAUGCCGUACCGCAGUAUGGAGUGUUGAAGCGUUGCAUGAUCGGACUGCUGCUCUGGGACAUUGAAUCCGCCAGCGCUGCUGUCAACCAAUCCCGGCAACCGGGCUCUCGUUUAAAAACGCCCAACUAUCCCAUUUGGAUUACCAGCUGCACUGGCCACUAUGGUGUCAUCUUUAACCGGAAUCCGGAUCUGUUGAGGAACUAUCAUGCCGAGUCGCGAUUCGAUGUGAACUAUUAUAGCUGUUCCGGCCAUCAGAUACUGAUGACCAUCGACAAUCGGACGUACAAUGAGCAGGCAUUGGUCAUGUUGGAGCGACAACCAAUUACACCGGAGAGCACCUCGUUAUCGGGCAAGCCGGGCAAGGAUGAGGCCGGCACGGCUGCCGGUGGUGCUUCUGCCGGAGUUGUUGGUGUCGCUAGCACUAGCGGCGGUGGUGCUAGUGGUGCUAGCGCUGGCAACGAUGUGGUCGCCAAGGAGGAGUCAACGCUCAACACGCCAUUGCAGCGUUUGAUUCAUACCAAGUGGGAAGAGGCAACUAUAAGCUUUCACGUGCAGCCAUCGAUGUUGAGUUAUCUUUUUAGUACCACACAGUAGUUUGAGACCAGUCGAAACUCUCCUCUUACCUCCCUUAAGAUAGCUUACUAGCAACUCUUUGCUUCUCAUAGAUAUAGAUUUAAUAAUCUUCCAACUAUAGAGUAGUUCCUAUUGAUUCCCAACUUACAUUGACAGCAUGUCAGCUUGUUAUGUUGUCUCUUGAUCUAUGAUAUAAAUCGACUUUCUUGGCGAAUGACCAAUACCCUACACCUUUUCAUAAAUAUCCGUACUACGUACAUCUAUAUCUCAACAACCAGCCAAGUAAGUUGUAUAGUAGUUCUAUAGUUUCAUAGAUGUUAAACUAUCCUCUAAUCUAAAAUACUUCUCUCGUAGUUCCCUUAGGGUCGUAAAAAUUUAAAUUUAAGUUAAUUAUUCUUCGUUCUCACGUAGUUUUUUUUUUUUAUUAAUUUGUUAGCAUUAAUAGAGCUCAAGUAAUCUUUCAUCUAGAUAUUUAAAAUAAUCCCAUUUAAUAACAAAUGAUCCUAGAGUACAGUUAUCCUUACCAAUAAUGUCUAGCUUUAAUUACUAUAUAGCUGUUUAGUGCCAUCAAUUGUAUGCUUUCUAGUCGAAAAAAAAAACCCUGCACAAUUCCUAGUUAAUCAAAUCGUAUCGUAUGUUGCACUUAGUGGAGUUCUACUGUUGCUGUCUCUGAGCUCUGUUCUAAUGAAUUGCAUUUUUAAGGGUAUUUUAAAAAGAUACAUGAAUUUGGAAUUCCAUAACAGCGAUGGUAAAUACACGUAAAAUAUUGCGGAAAUAUUGUUACCAAUGCCUCUCUCUAUGCAUCAAGAGCGACUACAGGAACUCACCCAGUUGAGGUUGCCGCCUGGAGCCACUAGACGAUUAAACUAAACUAAAACACUUUUAACUGCACUUACUUUACACAAAUAUAAUAAUAUGCGAAAAUUGUUAAGAAAUGUUAAGAAAUAAAUGUUCAAGCUAUAUACUGAAAA